CCGGCGCCGAAUCUCCGUCGUCAUGACGGUCAACUCGAUGCCGACGCUGCUGCGGUCCAUGCAGGCCAGACGUCCCCCGCUCUGCGUGGAACACGUACGCGAUCAGCGCCUGGAGCUGGAUGCGGACGAAACAGCUUUCGGGGUCCAUCUCCGCGGCGUCGAGCGAUGCGACAUUGUGUGCACGGCCUGUCGCGUUGCUCAAAUCUCGAUCGAAGACUGCGCGGAUGUGCGCGUGAGCUUUGUGUCUGUCGUCGCGUCCGUUGAGGUCAUGCGAUGUCGCGGCGUUCACCUCACGUACGCAGGGUCGUGUGGGACCAUUACGAUCGAUGGCUCGUCCCACAUCGCCAUGAACAUUCCUGCGGCGACCGUCGACGCAGUCUGGGUGGUUGCGACACGGGUGUCACAUUUAUGUCUACGGCUGCAAAAGGACGACGACGACGGCAUCCUCCCGACCACCGCAAGCACUAGCAAGGCUGGAAGCGACUCAAUCGACGCAUCAGACAAACCGGUCAACGCAAGGGACCUCGUCCUCGACGUCGUCGACAAUUCCACCAUCACAUGGCAAAACGGAGCAUUUGUUGCGAGCCCCCUCGAACGGCAUGCCUUGUUCACGACGUUGUAACUUCAAUCCAUGGAUCCAGUCUCCACGUGUGUCCAUGGGUCACGGCAGCCGACCACGCCGUGUCCGUCCCUCUCGAGUUCCUGUCCGUCGAUGUAUGGCUGCUCGUAUCGACAACGGUCUCCAUCAGCGGCAAAGGACGGUGGACGUUGGCGUCAAGUCCGUGAAGAUGCUGACGCCGUCCGUCGAGGGCCACCCUUGCGACCAUCCAGCCAUCUCGAUCGGACAAUGGACGGGACCGCCCCAUGUGAAAUCGCACACAAAACAACAUUGACGUUAGGCUCGCCCGACUGAAGGAACCGACGGCACACUCGAUGUCGACCGUCCGUUCUACGUUAGCACACUUGUAACACUCGGGUUUUUCUUGAAAAAACUCAUGAUGCUGCCCUUGGACUUUUGAAGCGUUGGGUGCUUUUCUUCGGGCGACGUGUCGGCCACAGUCAACG
Aphanomyces invadans is the source of this 1065-nucleotide messenger RNA. RefSeq lists its product as hypothetical. The transcript has a single exon. The record is from RefSeq and is a predicted model, not a curated record. Lineage: Eukaryota; Oomycota; Saprolegniomycetes; Saprolegniales; Verrucalvaceae. Bases 23 to 622 code for a protein of 199 amino acids. Gene Ontology annotation, molecular function: actin binding. Gene Ontology annotation, biological process: cytoskeleton organization.